This is a messenger RNA of Haliotis rufescens (red abalone), 2770 nucleotides long. RefSeq lists its product as uncharacterized. The coding region runs from base 811 to 2457 and encodes 548 amino acids. NCBI's taxonomy places the organism in Eukaryota, Metazoa, Mollusca, Gastropoda, Lepetellida, Haliotidae. The transcript has 2 exons. The record is from RefSeq and is a predicted model, not a curated record.
UCACAUCGCCAGUUUUGAUAAGAAGGCGCCCUUGCAGUAGUAUCGUAUUUUUUAUUAUCUCCUUUGAUUUUCCAGGUAACGUUCUCUGGGGGAGAUAUGGCGGAUACAUAUCCCCUCUCGUGUCGAUGUUUGAUGAAAUUUAAAUCCGACAGAGUGAAUCAGACAUGUAUUCCAGCUGACGAAUAACGUUCAGUAAUCACAGCGGGCAGUUUGUCAACAAUCAUCACGUGACAUUGUUUUCCGAGCUGUCGUGAAAAGCAUUCCGAGGGCUGACAGAAUCGCACGAACAACAGCGAGAGUGAAGCUUGAUAACGCUGGCUCGCCAAACGGUUUAUGUGGGUGUGCUGCAGGUCACUCGAAGGACACUGGUCACUUGUCCUGGAUAUAUAAUCUGGAUUGGACACUCAAACGCUGUUACGUGUUACUGACAAAGUAGUAUUUGUAACGCCGAAUGUCUUUACCGUCGGCGAGACGAGACUUGUCGUAAUCGUAAGGAACAAUUGCUUUAUCCACAAGUGAACGCGGGUCGUGUUUUGAUUUAAGUACAACGUGGAAUUAAGGGGGUCGCGUCCAGUCUUCGAAUAUCGGAAAGGAACUUGUGUUAUAGAUAUUCCAACGUCAAUAUCUAAUAUCCUUGGAUGAAGAUCAAAUUCUAACAAUUAGUGAUUUUGAAAAGACUAUUUUCCAGGCGUUUCUCACAGAAAGAUGAGUUCAAUAAUAUGUGUUUCGGCCAUAUUGGUCAAGAGAUGGAUAUACUAGUACUUACUUCGGAUUGAAGGAAUUCGACGGUGGUCGUCAGAUUUUGUAGCCAUGCCUGGCACAAAGACUGUCACUCGAUCACCGGCAGAUCGUCGUAGUCGACUCAGACGUCUCAACAAUCAGUUACACACGUCGGGAAGUCGUCUACCACGCCCUAAAGCUUCUGACCCCCCAGAAAGUCGACUACCAAGACCUGUGAAUAACCUCCCCCAAGAGCGAAUUCUACAGAGGCAUUCGGGCGUCGACCCCACGGGAUUGGAUACCAUUGGAAUUGCGUCCCCCAGUAAAUUGUCAUGGGACUCUCCUAAGCCGACGAUGACAGCACGACCUGGACUACAGAGAGUGUAUCUUGAGGGGCUAGAAUUCCUUCGGGGUAAGAUCAACGAGGUCGAGGUCGAGCUUGCCAGGGUCAAGGUCACGUACCACCAGUGCGAAGAGGUAUCAGACGACAACUUCGAGGAGUACCUGAAGCGAUGUGACAGUCAUUUUCUUAAGGGGAACAAUGAAUUGCGGAAACAUAAUCAGAAACUUGAGGUGAUAGACGCUGAGAUGAGGAUUGUGUCUCUCCUGAACCAGCUGAGGGAGGUGGUUGGCGACCCCGAGAGCAUCAUGUUUUUAACUGAAUACUGGGACAAUGUGAAGUCAACGUCCGACAGUCUUAGAGUUCUACUUCACACGUUUCAGCAAACCGUUCUUAAUAGACUUAAAAUGAAUUGCAUCAGUUACCAUGAUUCCACCGUUCAGUUGGAUGUCAGUGUCAAAUAUACUGAUGAUAUAUCAGGCUAUCUGACUUCUAUAGAAAAGAUCCUGACAAACACACAAAUUCUUCUCAAAAGUUUCAAUGGCGGCCUUCAUCAAGAUUUAUACGACACAACUGAGUUUUCAGAAAGGAUUCUUGUUUCCUGUGACCUCAAAGCCUUUCCUAUUCUGAGAUUCGUGUGUGACGUGACUUCCAAGAUUGAUACAAUGUGUGACCUCGCGCGUCAGUGGAUUCAGAGAGACGAGACUUACAUGUACGAGAUCAACAACUACAUCAAGCAGACGAGAUCCAUCACAAAAAGGCGGGAAGACGAUCUGCGCAGCCAGAAACAGAAGCAGAAGAGGAUUGGGAAAACCGUGAAGUCCUCUUACAUCAUGCUCAAGAACAACCGGGAGAAGCUCCAGAAGAUUGAGACGGAGCUGAACUGUCUCGAGGGGCAGCUGGAAGGGACCCAGAACGAGAAGAAAUGUAAGCAUGUGGAAAAACAGCAGAAGGAGAGCAUGGUUGACUUUUUAAAACUUACCCUUUCACAAACGAAACGGAAUUACGCCUUGCAGAUGAAGAGAUCCAAGCUUUUGAAGCAGGUUAGAGAACUGGAACAGUUUCUAGGAGAAAUUGAAAAAGAAUUGACCAAGAUUGAGGACGAUAUUGUGGUGAAGGCGCAGGAGAAGGUCCUCCUGGAGGAGAAGGUUGAAAUGAGUGAGAAAUCCUACAGCUCCUUGAAAUGUGAUUUGGAUAAAUUUAGCGAGAAUUUGAGUAAGUUGGAGCAUGAGGUGACAGAUUUGUCAGGGCAGUUACUACAGCUGGAGAUUAUACACACCUUCAAAACUAGUCCGGAGAAGAUUGAGGAGAUCUAUGACAGACCUUCCACUGUCAAACUUGCCCCUUCACUCAAGGAGAAGAUUCAGAGGAAGCGAAAAAUGCAAAAACCGAGUUGACUGCAUUCGGCACUACUCGUCCCAUUACGGCAAAUGUAGGAUGCCCGUUCGGAUCUCGGAGUGGCCCGAGUGGUCGUUGUUGGUUGUUUUUAUAGUGCGCAUGCGUAAAUAUUCUCAUUAGACCUGGUGACAUCCGUCGCUGAAAUUGACAGACCAAUGUUGCCAAAUGUUUUGUACGCAGUUAACUAUUUAAUUUCUGAGAGAUUUUAUGAGUAAGGAUGUUGAUUCAUGUCCGUGAUUUCUUUACAAAAUCACACACUUCCGAUGUGAGCCGAAAGACAUCCUCACUGUCAAGUCGAUUCUGGAACCCACU